CUUGGCACGAAAUUUAAAAGUUUAGAGAUUUGUUAGAGGAGAUUUGGUGUUGAAGGCGGAAUAUUUUACGUGAAUUUUAUCUAUUUGUUACAAAAAUUUUUCAUCAAAAUUUUGAAAUGGCGCUUGCUCGUUCCGUUGCAGUUUCUAAUUUAUUGAAUGCCAAAGACAAAAAAAAUGUUGGAAAGACUAUUCAUCGAGGAGCAUUGGGGAACAUUUCAAAUGCACCAGUCAGUAAGGCAACUGAAGGAAAACAGUUGUCCAAGCUCCCUCCUGUUAAGCAUGAAAAGUUUGAAAAGAUCGAAGAAGUUGAAAAUAAAGCUCCAAUUAUAGUUCAACCAACAGAAGAAAUAAAAGAAAUUAUCUUGGGACCCAUAAAUGAUAUCGACAAAGAGGAUGAGGAGAAUCCUCAGUUAAUGAGUGAGUACGUAAAAGACAUAUACUGCUAUAUGAGAAUUCUUGAAAGCAGAUAUAUAAUCAGGCCUGACUACUUGUCCCCACAAACGGAAGUAAAUGGCAAAAUGAGAGCCAUAUUAGUUGAUUGGCUUGUUCAGGUUCAUUUGCGAUUCCAUUUGCUACAAGAAACAUUGUUCUUGUCAGUCGCCAUUCUAGACAGAUAUCUACAGCAAAAUCAAGUGGCAAAGUCAAAAUUACAACUGGUUGGAGUUACUUCGAUGUGGAUCGCCUCCAAGUAUGAGGAAAUGUAUGCCCCAGAGGUGGCUGACUUUGUCUACAUCACAGACAAUGCAUACACAAAAUCAGAAUUGAGACAAAUGGAAUGUACGAUCAUGAAGUCACUUGACUUCCAACUCGGCAGACCACUCCCUAUUCAUUUCCUUCGCAGAUUCUCAAAAGCUGGAGAGGUUGAAGGUGAAACGCAUAACUUGGCGAAAUAUUUUAUGGAAAUGAUUCUUGUUGAAUAUGACAUGGUGCACUAUCCCCCGUCAAAAAUUGCCGCAGCUGCUCUGCUUCUCUCAAAACUGACAAUUGAAGGAACACCAUGGACAGCAUCACUGGUUCAUUACAGCACAUACACCGAAGCAGACCUUUUACCUCUUGUGUAUAAGCUUGCCAGUAUUGUCAUAAAAACCAAUUCUGCUACAAAAUUGGUGGCGGUCAAGAACAAAUAUGCCAGUAGCAAGUUUCUCCGCAUCAGUAAAUCAGAAAAGUUGAGCAGUCAGAUUGUUACUUCGUUGGCUGUUAAGAACGGUAAUCAUUCAUAAUUGACUGAUUAACCGUGUUGUAUUUGUACCUGUAUAUAUCAAGUCGUCUCUAAUGUACAUUUUUUGUGUAAUUAUCUUUGCAUUGAUAGCUGCUGACAGUUUUGUUCUGAAUAAGUUAUAUUUCAUUUAUUGAUGCCUUCUGAUUGAUCCAAUAACACUUAUUUAAUAACAGAUUAAUCAUCCCCAAGGAUUUAAUAUUUUGUAAUGGUUUUACGAAUUUUUUAAUCGCAUUUUUAACUAGCCUGAAACAAUUUUAUAGACAGACAGUUAAAUUAGUUCUAACUCUCAAGAUUUUUGAUAGUUUUAUUUUUUCUGAUAUAAUGCUUUUACAGGUAUACAUGUGUACAAAUAUGUAUGUGUCUAUAAAUAUGUGUCUGCAUAUGUCAUAAUGUGUAUGUAUUUAUACACACGAGUGUAUGUGUAUACAUGUACAUACUUUAUUAUAACAAUGUACUUUCUAGCAUUGCAUGCGUGUAUACAAACUAGGAUGGCACAUCAGCGCCAUGUUUAAUGAUGCAUGAUUUUAUCUGCUAGAUUAUUUAAGCAUUGUUUCUAUUAAAUUUUACUGUUUUAUACUGGUUCAUAGAAAUUAGUUGAAAUUUUCUGAUGAUGGCAAACAAACAUACAACAUUUGCUAUUAUAUUGAUGUGGUUUUGGUUGGUAUGUUAAUUUUAUUUAUGUUAAAUAAACAAUGCCUUAAACUAAUGUUAAUUAUCAGACUACUUUGUGACUACUAAAUAAAUCAGAGAGUGAUUGAGAUUCCAAUUCAAUUGAGAUCAAAUUUCUUUUGUCAUUUUUAAAUAUAUCAAGUAAGUAA
This is a messenger RNA of Helobdella robusta, 2037 nucleotides long. RefSeq lists its product as hypothetical. The record is from RefSeq and is a predicted model, not a curated record. Gene Ontology annotation, biological process: regulation of cyclin-dependent protein serine/threonine kinase activity; mitotic cell cycle phase transition. Gene Ontology annotation, molecular function: cyclin-dependent protein serine/threonine kinase regulator activity. The coding region runs from base 117 to 1220 and encodes 367 amino acids. NCBI's taxonomy places the organism in Eukaryota, Metazoa, Annelida, Clitellata, Rhynchobdellida, Glossiphoniidae. Gene Ontology annotation, cellular component: cyclin-dependent protein kinase holoenzyme complex; nucleus; cytoplasm. The transcript has 8 exons.